UCGCAGGUGCUCGGCGGCAAGGCCGUCGUGGGCCUCUACUUUAGCGCCCACUGGUGCCCGCCGUGCCGCGGCUUCACGCCCAAGCUCGCCGCGCUCUACGAGGCGCUGGUGGCCGCGGGCGAGUCCUUCGAGGUCGUCUUCGUGAGCUCGGACCGCGACGACGCCCAGUUCGACGAGUACUACGGCGCGCACCCCUGGGCGGCCGUGCCGUUCGCGAACCGCGACGCCAAGGCCGCGCUGUCGCGGAAGUUCAAGGUCCAGGGCAUCCCGACCUUCGUGCUCGUCGACGGCGAGACGGGCGAGCUCAUCACCGCCGACGGCCGC
This is a messenger RNA of Aureococcus anophagefferens, 324 nucleotides long. RefSeq lists its product as hypothetical. Lineage: Eukaryota; Pelagophyceae; Pelagomonadales; Pelagomonadaceae. The annotation marks the transcript as partial. The transcript has a single exon. The record is from RefSeq and is a predicted model, not a curated record.